UAUGGGGUAAUCGAGUGAUACUCAUCGAGUAAUUGAGGUGGGAGCGAGUACCCGUCUACUGGCUGCACAGGUGCGCGCAUUGUAUUUCCUGUUUCAGUGACUGUUUUUGGUUGUCAAGGGUCAAGAGAAAUAUUUUGAACCAAAUGAACUGUAAUGUGACAGUGUUUGUAAGUUAACAAACGCUGAGAGUGAGACCAUAAUCAUAAUGACGCACCAAAGACAAAGUGGAGUUGCCAGUGACAAGAAUAUUUGAUUGGAGAAUUUAGAUAACCUCUCGUAAAAACCUCUCGUACAACCUCUCGUAAAAAAUUAAGAAAAACAUCCAGCAGUCAUGAGUGAGCGACUAAAAUACAUCGUGCAAGAGCUAAACAAACCUCCAUUCACCAAAAACUAUAACCUGAUAAGCUUUGAUGCCUUGGAGCCAAUGCAGCGACUUCAGGUUCUCAAUGAUAUAUUUGCUGAACUUGAUCCAAAGAACAAGCUUGACAUCAGACAAGAGGCUGCAGAUCAGACGGCUGUACGCAUGUUUGCAGUACUGCGGGCUCUCAAAUACAAACCAGAAGAAGAUGUGAAUACCUUCAGGCAGGGUUUGGUGCAGGGAGACAAAUCGGUUGUCUACGCGAUCAUGCAGUGGUGUUUCCAGCGCAUGCCCGAGCUCAAGCAGCGAGCCUACCUGGCCAAGUUCCUAGUCAAGACUGAAGUCCCGCCUGAAGUCCAGCAAGAUGACGAGGUUCACAUGGUGACGGGGCAGUAUAGUGAGCUCAUGGAGACUUUCAAAGAGGUGCACAAGGAUCAUGAGGCUCUAGCAAGUAGUGGAUUUUCUACAGCUGACAUCAAGAAAGACAUUGAAAACAUGGAUGAAGAGAAAGAGCAGAUAACUAAGAGAGUGGAACGUGUGAAGAAAAAGGUAGAGAACACACCCAACAAGGAUGCGAUGCUUGGAGUGGCAAGGAAUCUUAGGACAGAGAAGGAGAGAGAGGUUGAGCUGACAAGUCAGAGACAGGAGCAGACUAAUGCUCUGAUGCUGGCAGAGCAACGAACCCAACGAAUACAGCAGCAGCUGAAAGACAUGAGACACGCUGGAAUAAAGACGACACCAGAAGACCUGAUGCAACAGCUCGAGGAAGAAACAAAAACAAAUCAGUACCUCGUUGAGCAGAAGUAUCCAAAGGAGAUUGCCUCGCUGCAGGCCAUAUGCACAGAUCUUCAGAAGGUUGCUUCCGUGCCAGCGAUGGGACAAUCCGACCUGGAUGAAUUAAACAAAAUGAUAAAAGAUCUUAAUGCCCAAAUAAAUCAGCUAAUUGAGAAAAAGAUGUUGGAAACAAAUGAUCCCGAAGACAAAACUGCACUAUUUAGACAACAGGCUGCGAUGGUGUCCCGUAAGAAGGAAGCAGCAGCAAACAAGCUAGAGGAAGCCCGACAUGAGCUUUCCCAGUUGGAGACAGACCUCGAAGAGAAGAAAUCUUCGUUGAAAGAACUAGACGUUGGAGACGUGCUGCGAGGAGAUGAUUUCAAGCGCUACGUGGCGAAGCUUCGGGUGAAGAAUAACGAGUACAAGAAGAAGCGCACUGAGCUGUCUGAGGUUCGCGCAGAGGUCGGCAUACUCACACGCAGCGAGGAAAUACUGAGGGAGCGAGACGGCGAGAUCAUGACAGACCUGAGACGUUCAGAGGAGAAACAUGGAGUGGCUGGUUUUACUGACACACAGGAGGAAUUGGAGCAAGUGUCUGCCGUCAAAAGUCAGUUGGAUGAAGAGAAAGGCAAAACCCUGGAAAAUAUAUCAGGGAUGGUCCAGGAACUGCAUGCUAAGAUUGCAGGAAAGAAGACAUCUCUUACACCUAUUAUCAAACAGCUACGGCCAAUGCGACAGAAAUGCCAGGAGCUAACCCAUGAGUUUGAUGACAAGAAGGCAACGUACGAUGCACUCGCCACCAAGCUAGAGAGCAGUCGCUCACAGCUAGAGCAGGAUGUAAAAUCUCUGUGGGAUGAGUAUAAUGGUUUGGAGUCGAAAUUCCACCUGCUGAGCUGUCAGGGAGAGAUAUUGUCAGUGCAGGAGAGGAAGGUGGAGUCUGAGAUACAAGCAGCCCUGGAUCCACAGGCAAAGAGAAACUCAUUCAGAGAGCAGUACAACAGGGUUAUAGCCGAGCAAGAGGCUGUAGGAAAGCAGCUAAGGGAAAAACAGAAGUCAAUCCGAGAUAACCACGAUGGAAACGUGAAACAGGUGAAGAUGUGGACGGAUUUUCUUCACCUGAUGGAGGGUAAGCAGCGCAUCUCAGAACAACAUCUGGAAGGGAAGGGAGACAUGUCCCACGUCAGCUCAUCCGCUGGAAAUGAGUCUGCAGAUCGCUUCGUUCUCUAAAGACGUUUGCAUUCAUUCACCUCUAAAUGCAUUCCAACUAAUGUUCACUUUGCUGCAGUAAUGACUACUAGAUGUGUUUCAACUGUGAGUAUGGUAGUUUACAUAGCCAAAUGGAUUGUUGGCAACAUCGUUAAAUUAGUAAUCUCUGGCAUUAAAAUAAUGCAUUUAGUUUUCACUAUGGUUGACGAGUAAGUACUAGUUGACUAGUAGUUUCUGUAGAUAUUUUAUUGAAUUGAAAUUGGUUAAUAUUUUCCAUAUGUGUAAAUGUCACAAGCAAAUGAGUCUGUGGGCAUUCAUAGGUUCAUUUUUAGUUAAGUCUGACUCGGUGAGUUAUAUGAUUUAAGAGCAUUUUGUUGCUUCUGUGUGCUUAGUCUUACAUUUGCAAAGUGCAGGUUGUGUUAGAAAUGUCGCAUGUAACUUACGUGCAUGCAUUCUGGUAUAACUCCAACCUAUUGCGAGCUGUGAUACUGUCAUGAGUUGCAUUGUACAAUCAUUCCGUCCACAUAGUCGUGCUUAUCGAUUUGAACUGUCACACUAGAGUGAGCAAAUAUAGAUAUAUUAAAAUAUCUUAAUAAACCAUGUGAAAAGUUUUCACACACUAGCACGAA
This is a messenger RNA of Priapulus caudatus, 2967 nucleotides long. Its product is annotated as intraflagellar transport protein 81 homolog. The record is from RefSeq and is a predicted model, not a curated record. Gene Ontology annotation, molecular function: tubulin binding. Lineage: Eukaryota; Metazoa; Priapulida; Priapulimorpha; Priapulimorphida; Priapulidae. The coding region runs from base 332 to 2359 and encodes 675 amino acids. Gene Ontology annotation, cellular component: intraciliary transport particle B; cilium; centrosome. Gene Ontology annotation, biological process: intraciliary transport; cilium assembly. The transcript has 17 exons.